AUGGCUUUCAACGAUAAUGACAAAAAAGACACAGCACCACUAGUGGCCUCCUGGUACAAAAGGAUUGUCUCUAAGGAUGGGCACAGCAAUCUAAAGACAGAGACCCUCAGUAGAAAAAGCAUUAUCUACCUAAAAGAUAUCUGGCCAAUUUUAAUGGAAAUGAAAUGGCGUUGGAUGUUACUGACUUUCUCAGGAGCUUUUAUUACUCAUUGGCUCUUUUUUGCCUGCUUUUGGUAUUUAUUGGCAUACACAAACGGGGAUUUAGAUUUGCCAGAUCAUAACAACCCUCCAGGAAACCACACCAUCUGUGUGAAAUAUAUCGACAGCUUUACAGCAGCCUUCUCAUUCUCACUGGAAACUCAGCUCACGAUUGGUUACGGAACCAUGUACCCUGAUGGUGACUGUCCUGCAGCCAUUGUGCUCCUUGCUGUCCAAAUGUUACUGGGACUUAUGGUGGAAGCUUUAAUUACAGGUGCCUUUGUUGCAAAGAUUUCCAGGCCAAAACUAAGAGCAACUGCAAUUAAAUUCAGUUACUUUGCUACUGUUGGACACCAUGAAGGGGAGCUUUGCCUGAUGUUUAGAGUAGCCAAUGUAAGGCAAAAUCCAUUAACACAUGUUAAAGUAACUGCUAUUUUAUACCAAGAAUACAAAGACCAACAUCUUCACCAGACAACCCUGGACUUCCACAUUGACAACAUGAACUCUAACGAAUGCCCAUACCUUGCUUUCCCACUCACGUUCUGCCACACUAUCAAUCAAAAUAGCCCGCUUUAUCCACUGAUACAAGGAGAGAUGCCAGCCUACUAUGAGAUAGUAAUUAUUUUGUCAGCGGAACAGGAAGGCACAGGUGAGACUUACCAAAAGAGAACCUCAUAUAUCCCAGAGGAAAUCAAAUUCAAUCAACAGUUCGCCUCUGUGAUAAGCUGCACUUCCAAAGGAUACUACAAAAUUGCCAUGGAGAACUUUGACAAGACAGUUUCUGGAUUUCCUGUGUUACUUAAUCCAAAGAAAACAAGGCAGAAUGAUUUUGUUGUCAGCAUCAAUGGUGAUCAUGCUGACACUACCUUAUUCAGACAUAGUUCUGUCUGA
Rhincodon typus (whale shark) is the source of this 1089-nucleotide messenger RNA. It is a transcript of the gene kcnj13, whose product is annotated as potassium inwardly rectifying channel subfamily J member 13. The record is from RefSeq and is a predicted model, not a curated record. Gene Ontology annotation, molecular function: inward rectifier potassium channel activity. The coding region runs from base 1 to 1089 and encodes 362 amino acids. Gene Ontology annotation, biological process: regulation of monoatomic ion transmembrane transport; potassium ion import across plasma membrane. The transcript has 2 exons. Gene Ontology annotation, cellular component: plasma membrane. NCBI's taxonomy places the organism in Eukaryota, Metazoa, Chordata, Chondrichthyes, Orectolobiformes, Rhincodontidae.